UCUUUUAGCUUGUGUUACCUAUGUCCGUUCAUCUUUAACACCCAAAUUGACUACAUGCAGUCGUUUUGUUGUGUCAAACUGAAAUGACGCCACACACAGCCCAGGAACAUUUAACUGCCAGUUAACACCUGUAACGUUUGAGUAGCUUUAGCUGCUAGCCUCCGCUAGCGCUGUCUUCUGACUCUGCUAACAGCUAGUUACUUGUGCUAUUAGUCUGUUUGUUUGCUCUGAUAAAACAGGAGGAGACAGCAUGGACACACAGCUGCGGAGCAAGUAACAGUUUCAUGUGUGUGGGAAGAGGUUCAACGUCAAAGUGAAUUAGCUGGGACGGCAGAGACCUUCAUCAUCUGAUUUGAGGUCAGAGUUUGACCCUGACGGCAGCCAUGCUGACCUAGAAUCAGUUUGUUUGUGCAGUGUGAGUAAUCCAGAUCCAGAAAUCAUGUCUGAGAACCAGGCCAACAACAACAACAACGUCCCCCUGAACAACAACAACAUGGGGCCCAACAGGAUCCGAAAUCCCAACAUGAACCAGAACCCCCUCAUCAACGUCAGAGACCGCCUCUUCCACGCCCUAUUCUUCAAGAUGGCCGUCACAUAUGCCCGCCUCUUCCCUCCAUCCUUCAGGAGAGUCUUCGAAUUUUUUGUCCUGCUCAAGGCACUCUUUGUCCUCUUCAUCCUUGCCUAUAUCCACAUUGCCUUCUCUCGCUCACCCAUUAACUGCCUGGAGGCGGUGAGGGAGCGGUGGCCUCGUGACGGCAUCCUGCGGGUGGAGAUCCAGAGGAACUCUAGCCGAGCCCCUGUCUUCAUGCAGUACUAUGAUUCCUCGGGCCUCCAGGAGGAGCUGGAGGCUGAGGAGGGAGGAGGAGGAGUGGGGCUGAGCUUGGCAGCACUGCAGGAGGAAGAGGAGGAUGAAGAGGAGAUGACUGUGGAGAUGUUCGACAACCGUUCAGUGCAGUUCGAGCUGGACAUGGAGCCUCGCCUGAAGCCCUCUCUGGUUGGAGGAGGAAGAGGAGUGAACGACAGCCAGGAUGUGUCCUUUAGCCAGACCACUAAAGCGUGGCCUCAGGAGGAGUACAUCGUGGAGUAUUCUUUGGAGUACGGCUUCCUGCGUCUGUCUCAGACCACCAGACAGAGACUCAACAUACCUGUCAUGGUCGUCACUCUGGAUCCCAUGAAGGACGAGUGUUUUGGUGACCGCUUCAGUCGUUUUCUGCUUGAUGAGUUUUUGGGCUACGAUGACAUCCUGAUGUCCAGUGUAAAGGCGCUGGCUGAGAAUGAGGAGAACAAAGGGUUCUUGAGGAAUGUGGUUUCUGGAGAACAUUACCGCUUCGUCAGCAUGUGGAUGGCCAGAACCUCCUACCUGGCUGCCUUCGUCAUCAUGGUCAUCUUUACUCUGUCAGUGUCCAUGCUGCUCAGAUACUCUCAUCACCAGAUCUUUGUCUUCAUUGUGGAUCUUCUUCAGAUGCUGGAGAUGAACAUGACCAUCGCAUUCCCAGCAGCCCCUCUGCUCACCGUCAUCCUGGCCCUUGUUGGUAUGGAGGCCAUCAUGUCAGAGUUCUUCAAUGACACGACAACUGCCUUCUACAUCAUCCUCAUUGUCUGGUUGGCCGAUCAGUAUGACGCCAUCUGCUGCCACACAAACACCAGCAAACGACACUGGCUGAGGUGA
Messenger RNA from Monopterus albus (swamp eel), 1669 nucleotides. RefSeq names its product transmembrane protein 259 (gene tmem259). Gene Ontology annotation, biological process: response to endoplasmic reticulum stress; positive regulation of ERAD pathway. Lineage: Eukaryota; Metazoa; Chordata; Actinopteri; Synbranchiformes; Synbranchidae. The record is from RefSeq and is a predicted model, not a curated record. Gene Ontology annotation, cellular component: endoplasmic reticulum. Bases 440 to 1669 code for a protein of 409 amino acids. The transcript is spliced from 10 exons.